Messenger RNA from Pocillopora meandrina, 12952 nucleotides. The record is from the annotation of a GenBank genome assembly. Lineage: Eukaryota; Metazoa; Cnidaria; Anthozoa; Scleractinia; Pocilloporidae.
AUGUUUUCAGCUUUUAUAGCUAUAGCAAAUGAGCUGUUGGAAAAAUGCAACCUUCCUGGCACAAUAUCUAAACUUGAGGAAUGCAGUGACAACUUCUUUGUCGCAGUUUACAGAGGUCUUCUUGGUGAUGAUUUGCCUGGUAAGGUUAGACUAUGGCAUCUUUUUUUUCUUAGAUUGCUUGGAUCAUCCAUAAGCAGAAUCAUACAUUUUCACCUCCAGAAGUACUAACAUGUGCACAAAUAUUGUUACUCUUACCCUAUCAUUAAUUUUGGCAUCUUUCAUCAUUUCACAGGUAUUGUAGAAAAUCCCAUCUCAAAUGAACAACAUGUUUUGAACUGCCAAACUUUGAUAGAUUCAGUUGCUUCUGAUAUUCUUAAUGUGGAUCUAACUCACAUCACCGGGAGCAGCAUUGUGGAAGGUGACAAGAUUUCAAUUCGGAACUUGUUAGAGAUCUUUGCUGGAUUGCUUGAGUUUUUCAUGGAGUAUGAUGAUGAUGACGGUUAGUAGCCCACUCCAAGUUUAAUUUGGUCUCUGCCAGUGUUACAAUUUACUGUUAUUCAAAAGAUAUUAUUAUAGUUUGUGGUUGGGUAUCCUGUGAAUGGUGAGUAAAACAGUAACAUACUUGCACAGGUACAAACAAGAUAGUAUGUAUAUGAAAAGUCUGCAAAGGAGAAUGACUUGUAUAUUGUCUUAGUUUCUGCAACACAAAGUGGUUAGUGGUAUUGGUACUUCCUCAGAAUAGGUUCCUUAGUCAUCAAAAGUUGUCCCUCAUGAUAUGUAGUAAAUAAACCCUCAGGCUGCUGGUACAGCCUGAGGGUUUGGCUGAUAAUGUCAGCGGCUGAGAUAUUGUCUGAAAAAUGAAUUUUUGGUGGAGAAGCAAAGCUUCAAGAUCAAAUAUGAUAUUUUGAGGACAAUCUGUCAGUCAAGGACAUUAUCAGCAGAGAUACCAGCAAGCUAGAAAGGGGUUUAUUUGUUUUAUAACCCUUGCAUUAAUUUUGAUACUGCACCAAAAUAGCUUGUUAUAAAGCAAUAAUUGAUUUCUUUUGUGUUUUCUGAAACACCAUUUGCAACCAGUGCUUUAAUGUUGCUAUCACUGGACUCUGAAAAACGAGAUUGUUUUUCCUGUGUGUAAGAUAUUAUAGAUGACAGGUAAAAUUCUUGAGCUGGCUUUUUGUGCUUUGUUUCUUUUGGAAACAGUGCAAAUAUCAAUGCAUACAGGAGUUAUUACAUGAUGCUUGUCUGGUGAUUUUGCACCACAUGACAUAAAGUAGCCAAUAAAAGCAUGCAAAAAAAUAAUGGGUGGGUUAUAAUGUCAGAUAUUCCUGAUAGUUUGAGUUACAUUCACAGUCCAAACUUUCACUGUUAUGGUCCCCAUGGCAGCUAGGACAAAAUUUUGGCUACUGAAUCUAAAGUAUAAGUUGCCAAUUUGGGGACCUGGGUCUGGUGGUCAUAUCGGGAUAUGAACUAUGGUUACAAUUUAGCUUUCCUGGUCCGAUGUAAUAUUACUCAUGCUUGGUCAUUUUCUUGUAUAAAAUUUUCCUGUUUUUCAUCAGGUUCCCAAGAAUGUAUUUAUGAAUUUUAAAAAAUUAUGUCUGUCAUUCAACCAUACUGCUUAUUUGACCCAUUAAACUCCAGAUAGUGACCUAUUUCUCUUUACAGUAAUAAUGCUGAAUCAUUCAUUAAGAUCAUGAAAACAAAGGAAGUGAUUGCCAACUUUAGAAGCUUUGUAUGGAAAAAUAAUUAUCCUUGUGGGCACCUUAAGGAAUGUACAGGGAAAAGGAGGAAGAAUAUGGAUUAUGAUGUUAGGGUGUAAAGCGUAAAAAAGCCAAGGGGUGUGGAUAGCACAUUAGUAUAUUACAUAUGUAAUGUUGUAUAAAGAGGUUUUACUUCUUUACUUUUUUUGUUUGUGUGGCAACCAAAACUUUAUUGCAGACAACUACAUGUAUUUAAUGAUUUUAGAUUGCCAAAUGGUAAAUUAAGAAAAAAUUAGACUAAAAAUUUAGGUAGAUUGUGUAAUUAUUAUCCAGUUAAGAAUUGUCCAGGAUCAUUGAGCUAAAAUCCCAAAUUAUGAGAAAGAUUAUUUGGAAAUGUCCUUUCACAUGGUUUCUUUCUUUGAUGAUGUAGCACUAGUGGUCACUGUUAAAAUUGCAUUGAACUCUUUAUAGCUUCUGGAGAUGAAAAUGAUUCCAAUUUGCUGACUUCAGAACACGAUGUCAUCUCUGGCGUACUAAGAGAAGAAUUUGGUCCCUCAUAUGAAGCUGUUUAUGGUUUUAGGUUUGUGAACUGCAUUUGCUAAACACAGUUGAGCCAAAUUUCUACCCUCACUUAUUAGAAACUCUACAUGAUGAAACCAAAACAAGCUUCCCUUCUCCAUUCCAUGUAUAGAUCAAGCUAAAAGGAAACUGCUAAUUGAAAUAAUUAUUUUUUGCUAGGUAGCACAUUUCUAAACUUUUUUUGAUUAUGGUAUAUGGCAGUUGAUCAUGCUUCUAAAAUUAACAUAUUAAUUAACUAACCUUGAUUUCUAAUGAAUAAGACCUGAAUUUAAGUAUUGCAUGGUUAUUUGGUCAAUGAUCUCUAAUUUGUGGCUGAUAGUCUACAUUUAGAUAAUGUUUAAGUAAUAUUUUGAUGCUGGAGAAAUUCUUGAUGAAUUUUUUUAUUAUGAUAUUGUUACCUUUUUUCACUAAAAAAGGGACAGGAGAGGGGAGAUAAAGAGAGAACCACCAUUGUCACAGCAGUCAAGUGGAGGAGUAAUGCUAGAUAGAAAUGGAGAGGAAAAGAAACAAGGAACACCAGCAACGUCAUCAACUAGAGUCUCUGUUGUGUGGGAUCAUGAAAAUUCCACUGGCUUUGAUGCAGACACUUCAAAGGUAGGAAAACCAUUUUUUUCCUUUUUUUUAACACCAAACCAACCAAUUUAUGAUGGAUGGAUUCUAGGAAGACUAUCAAGGGAACCUUCAUGGAAAGCAAUUUAAAGUUUUUGAAUUUUAAAUAAUUUAUAGUAUUAAAACAAACAGAAUUUACAUGUGAAUACAAACUGAUUAUGGAGGUAGAACUCUUUUAAAUUAUUUUUUAAAAGGUGCUCAUCAGCUUUUUAUUUCGAAAUGAAGGCUUAAUGAGUAGCCCCAAAGGAAACAGUGAGUUUUGCUUUCUUGACACCUACAAUGGAACACUGAGGGCCAGUUAUUUUCAUGAGGUUUAACCCAAACCACCAUUUUACAUAAUCAGUGGGCUCAUGCUUUCUUCAUAAGAGGUUCGAUUUAAACAGUGUCCUUCAACUGUUAGCUUUCAGCAUUCUUGACUAUGUUUACAAAAAUAAAUGUUCAUGUGAAAGAUCCAGUUAAAUUGAGGAUUGUUUAGGAACAGUUUUGUUACCAAUAGCUGAGGUUUGUUUAAAUAACCAUCCCUGUAAGUCACAUAGAGAUUUUGAAACCUGAUGUGCAUGUAUGUGUACCUGAUCUGUUUUAGUGCUUGCCUUGUGAUGUUUUUUGCAGGCUUCUUAGGGGUAUGCCCAAACUGACCAUUAAAUUCUUUAAACUUUGAAAUUCCCAGCUAAGUGACUCAAAAAUAGAAGUUGUAAGUGACUCAACAACUGAACUUAUCAGACUGGGAGAGACCAUGUCAGACAGAUUGCAACCAAUAGGGGUAGAAAGAAGGCCAGAAGCCAGAAAUCAGGUUCCAGAUUCAACAUUAGACAUAUCUGCUAGAUCACCUUUGAUCAGUGUCAGUUCUCAGCAUGGUAGCAGACUUUACAGGGAUGAUGCCUUUGGUGGCACUCUAAAUGGCACAAGACCUUUGCAGGAUAAUGCAAAGCCAGUUAUGAAUAAUGCAAGUGCCUUAACAAGUUCCAAAAGAUCAGAUUUAUCUGGAAUUAGGUGAGUCUGUGAACUUAAAAUAUUUAACUUUAAUUUAAGUUAACAGGCCUUUCCACUUCUCUUUAUCCAAGUGGGAGACUCUGAGCUGUGCGAGAGAGUGGAGUAAAAGUGAUGGAAGAUGUAAACUGAAGAUUUCCCUUCACAAUUUGACUUUUUUAUGCUUGGGUGUUACGAUAUAAUUUUUCUACUCAGCCAGUGGAUGAUCUACACAAUGUUUUCUACCAAAUGAACAAAAUUUGCAUUACAUUUGUAGGGAGCCAGGCCAAUCCAGUGUACUUGGUCGUGAUGCCACUUCUGCAGAAGAUGAACUGACACAGUACACUUUGACGCCCACAGAGGUGGGAAAUUCUCCAGCUGUUAGGGAUAAGGUAUGAGUGUCAACACUUUAAGAGUUAUUCUCGUUUUUCUUCGUUGUUAUUUUUUAACAGUGUUCACCUGUUUAAAGUGUGGUUUAAGAUUUUUUGAAAGAAGUUGCUUAAUGUGUAGGGCUUCUCACCUUGUUUGCCUUAAGGACCCUGACAAGCCUUUAACCAGUUUUCUGUCAUCCUCCUCAACAUCUGCUUCAUGGCCUGAGCAAAUAUCACCACUAGAACCCUUUAAAGACUCUAGCGCUAGAGAGACAAGUAGCUUUGAUGCUCUUGGUGUGAGACCAAAACAAAAGCCCCCAGCAAGUUCAGGUUCAGAAGCUGGGGACAAUAGUGGACGGUCAACUCCAGUUUAUCAUCAUUACCACCAUCACUUUCAUCACACACAGCCACAAGGGACUGUACCAGGUAUUAAACAAAUGAUUCUGUUGAAAACUUGUUGAUUUUACAUCUGGAUUUUCUCAUACAUGUACACUUUACAUGUACAUUUCAAACCUCUCACAAGGAGAAGAUUGCUGGCACCCUUAAUGCCUCAGGUAGUUUAGAGUUGUUUUUAUCCUUCCUUUUUGUUAAGAGUACAUUGUCAGUGGGUGAUGGAAAAUUCUCAAAGAUUUCCACCAUAGGGAGUAGUCAGGUCUGCAAUUCCCUGAAAAGUAAUCCUUUGAUAGACCUGGUAGAUAGAGAGCCUUGAGUGGGUUAUUUUGUCAAAGUGGUUAACUCUCACAAUGCCCCUGUUUUGGACUAGGUUCUGUCUAGGAGGUAUUAUGUAGACACACACAGUUGUAAUUGCUAGUGCUGUGCAAGUUGUUUUCCUUAAACUAGAGACUUUCAGUAGCAUUACAUGUAUGUGUGGUACAUGCUGUAAGCUUCCUUUUUGCUAGUCCCAGAGUUCUUCCUACAUUCUUGUUGCUGUCUUGCUAUCAUUAUUAUAAAUUGUUUUUUUGUAGAAUUUCAGUCUGUAGCUGGAGUUAGUGCAGCAGCCUCAGUUGAUGCACCAGGUGAAACAACCAGUUUGUCAAGGACGAAGCCUACUGGAACAGUGCCAGGAACUAGACCUUGUCCAAGAACAACUGAUAGACUAACAAGGACAGUUCCUGGCAUUUAUACUCACCCUCACUCAGGUGAAUUUUUCCUUUACUAUUCUUUGAAUUCUCAUUUUAUCUCAAAUUCUUACAGUACAGUACUUUGUUAACUACAUUGUACCUGUUAAGAGCUUGUCAAAAUUUUGACAAGUUUCAUAUCAUUGUAGGUACAGUCAUAUGAUACUGUAUGUGGAUUGUUUCCUUUCAUCUGACUUGGACAUUAGACAAUACCACUUUCCCCAUUUUUAACAAUCAUGGUAUAGAUUUUCUUUAUUACAAGGGAGUUUUUAAUUAGUUGUUGUCCCAAGUGAUACCAGUGCACUCUCUUCUACAGGUCUCUCACAACCAUCUGCCACCACAGUCACAGGAACAACAUCAACCUUAACUGACUCAGUAUUUCUAUCAGGGUCUGGAUCAUCCCGUAAGAACUUUGUGUAAUCAAGAAAACGAAGUGACUUUUAUCUUGCAUUUUUUGUGGACUGUAUGAUUUAAUAGUUAUGCCAGGGACGCUUUCCAACCGGUGGAAAUAUCCCGAAGAACUUUAAGUAAGAGAAACCUGUUAUGAACCUGUUAUGGAUUUCUCAACCCAACUGAACAGUUAUACCAUCUUAAGUGCAUCAUAACAGUAGUGCAUCUUAUUGAGAAUAGUUGUGCUUGUAAACAGGAUGUUGUUAAAACUGAUAAGUGUGACAGGGUGGAUUUCACCAAACUACAUUAAUGAUUUUUUUGUCUUGAAUAAGCGCUUAGAAUCUCUUUGCAUAAUAAGGAAGUAGACCCUAUCACAAACGCUGAAUGAUGAUGAACCUACACGCAACUCAUGCGCACCACGUUUGCACUUGUUAGGUCCCCGUUUUGUAAUGGCAACUAGUUCUGAUAUUCCAGCUGAUUCAUCAAGUGGCAAAGCAGCCUUACAAGGAAGGCCGGCUGUUUCAUUAGCAACAAGCACAGCAACAUCUACAACAGGUUAGGUAUCAUAAACAUCGUUGGGAUGCCUUUUUUUAGUUUUUCCUUGUUUUAGUCUAUUAAAUCGUCCUCGCCACCAGUAGCGAUUUUCAUUCCCCAACAAGCUCCUCUUCUUCUUCCAUCAUCCUUUCUUAAACCGUCAUUUCUAUCCUGAGUUAGAGGUCAAACCAUCGCCAUCCAACAAUCACCAAAACUAUAAAGGGGAUAAGUUUCUAAAAGAAACUGUGGUGCUGAGUUGGUGGGAGAGUAUGACAGGGUAAUAUGGUAUUAUCAACUAAGUUGAUAACUUAAAUUGGCCACCGUAAAGAGUUUCAAAGCUGACGUUUCGAGUGUUGGCCCUUCGUCAUUUGCUCUAAGGAAAAGCUAACGCUCAAAACGGUGGUCAAUUUACGUUAUCAACUCAGUUGAUGAUACCAAAUUACCCCAUCACCGAAACUGUUGGUUUACUAUGAACUUCAAAGUUCGACCCCGUCAAGUUGUUCAGUGAUUUUGGGGUUUGUUCAAGUGGUGCAGUGGUGCUAUAGACAGCAAAAGACAGCAUACUUUGAAUCAUUUUUCCAGGUUCAUCCACGCCAGUGUUAUCGUCACUGCCACCCACAAGUAACAGAUCUUAUAGUGCAUUAAAGGAACGGGUCUCACUACCAGAACAGACAGACGAACCAACAGACCGAUUGAGAAGUCUGAGGAGAAAGCAGGUACAUUAAAAAGAUUUUACUGGCUUUUUUAAAAAGUCUGUCUAUCGUAGAGCUGGUCCUCCGCCUUCUGGAUAUAGGGUAUUUUGUUGGUGGUUGAUCAGACGAAAGGCAGUUGCAGCGUCUAUUUUCUACAUGCUUGAAGAGUUUCGCUAGAGUAAGGUCUGAGCACGAUAAUCAGCGUGCUGACAAGAAUAAUUAUUUAAACCAGUCUCAGCUCGUCGUAAAACAAUUGCAAUGAAUCCUAAACGGGAAUGCGUUCUAUUAUGAAGUAAGUAAAGUCUUUAUACGGGCCCAAGUGGCCCAUGGGGCCGGUACUUAACUCCGGUUUUCUUAGCAUGAAGCGGCUAGGAGUAUUGCUACUCCCCCCUGGAGGGGAUGCUAGUCCAUCGCAGGGUUACCCCCAGCACAUUUGCUGGUACCUAUUUGUACACCUGGGUCAAGAGAUGCAGUGUGAGAGUAAAGUGUCUUACCUAAGAACACAACACAAUGACCCCGGCCAGGGCUCGAACCCGGACCACCCGAUCCGGAGUCGAGCGCACUUAACCAUGAGGCCACCGCGCCUCCACUCGUUCUAUUAUAGACUUACCAAUUUCCAGGUAAGUUGUCUGAGUUCUUUUAUCUUCUUUGAACAACCAACCUCUCCAUUUUGAACUCAUUGUCCUCGAUAGAAAGAGAAACAGCGGCUUAUAAGUUUUAACUGAGAGGACACAAGCUAAGCACUGAGAAAAACAUCUGACUCCCGAGUGGACGCCAUAACCGUCCUUAAAUCGGUGGUAUGAUUUACUGAAGAAUAGGACGUCAACGAAUUUAGACAAUAGAGUAGAAUUGCAAGUGAUAAGUUUCCUGCCUACUGCUUUUAAGUACUGUUCAGACUUUUGACACUCUCGAAAAAUAGUUUUGACGUCUUCCUUUAAUCGUAAUGUGUUUCUUUCCAUGGUGCAGCCAUUAGCGUCUUCUCUCCCCGUCAGACUGCAGAAAGGAUCCAAAAGUUCUGAACAUCCAGCGCUUCGAUCAACAGCUGCAGAGCUUUUACAAAAAUACACCACACCGGAUGACGAAAGUGGUGAAAGUGACAGUGAGAGGGAAGCAGACGACGAGGAGUUAGGUCAGAACAGUGAUAGUGCUGUUGGUGAGCUGUCUGAAUUUCUAAAACAUACAUUGAGCGGAAAUGAAGAAGUAGAGAAUUACGACUACGGCUACGAUUACGAGAUUUGAUAUCAAACAUCUGAUGAGAAAAUACAUAACUCGAGAAUUUUAUUUCACGCUUCGUAAUUGCUAAAAGAGAUACCUUUUUCGUGCCACUAAGACAUUCUCAUCGUAAUUUACCCACAAGUCACAAUUAUGGUAAGAAUUAACUUCUUUUAAUCAGAUUACGGAAGACUUGAACCUCCUGCAGCAAAACCGACGACGAGAGAUUUCUCAACUUCUCGAUCAAGUGGUAGCGCAACCAGGACAUCUACGAGGCCAAGAAUGCCUCGCAGCUAUAAAGGUGAAGGUGCCAACAGCGUCCGGGGUUUUCCUGAUUUCUGCUAAGUUAUUUUAAAAGCCACCGUGAAGGGGAUCCUAACCUCAUGCGAGUUACCUCUAGCCCACUCCACCUUAGUAUUCACUCCAGAGCACCCAAGUGUCCGGCCUACCAAAGAUCGAAAUGACCUUGCCCAGAGGUCACCACUUCUACAAGACAUUCCGUUUCUGACAAUGGAUUCAAUUAUCGAUUUUAGUUUGUUUUUUCCUUUGGUGCUGACAUUGUUGCUUUCAGAUGCAAAGUCGUAGAAGUCUUUCUACGCUGCUAUCUUCAAAAAAUUUACAACUAAAAUUUUCUCUCACGGCUCUUUAGAAAGUGAUUUCCCAUUGAUCUGCAGAGAUAAGAAAACCUUCCUGAAUAAUUAUUUUGUUAUCCAACCAGAAUCAACUGAAGAAGAUUCUUCUCCUGAACGUGCUCCCCGCCGCGGCGUGACUUUCCGUGAUACCGUAGAAACGUUUCCAGUUUCAGGGAGAAUGGAUCGGUUAAGGCGCCUGUUGUACGAGGAGUCCGAGAAGGAGCGGAAACGACACACUGAAACCAUGCGCAAGACUUAUCGUGACCAGUUGAGGGAAAUACAACAAGAAAAAAAGAAAGAGAAAACUUUGCACAUGAAAAGAAAAUUACCGGUAACUCUCACUAUGAGUUAAUUUCAGUAACGUGCUUAACGAUAAAUAAUGAGCACAAAAAGGUCCAAUCUCCCAUCACCCCUUACGUCCUCUUUUAGGAGUGAACCUCGCACAGUUUUCCUCAACCCUCACCUGUAUGUGAUGACAUUGCUAUUAAGAGCCACAGUACGGUUGCUAAGUUGCCUUGCUUGGAACGAAAAGAAAAUGAUGUCUUAGAACGGAAAAAUUCGAAUGCGAAACCUGCAAAAAAGAAAAUUUGUUUCAUACUGAUAACCACAAAUACUUACCAUUGAAUACCAUUGAAGAAAUUCAAACAAGCUUUGUACAAGGUCUCUCUGAAUUCUCAUCCGACCAUUUUAACUUAUAGCUCUCACCAAAAGUUCCAAAGAAGAAACCGAAAAAGAAGUCUCCAAUCCAGAAACGUGGGAGAUUGGAGGCUGUCUAUUGCUCACAGACUAGAAAAUCCCGGCCAGUGAGGAGGACUUUGACAACGGAAAAGGGAAGGAAGAGAAGUGCAUCAGCGAGCCCUGUAUUGGGUAGGAGAAAAAGUGACAGUCCAGGUUGGGUAUCGCAUCAUAUUAGCGAAACAUUAUCUUCAGAUUAUGUCGUUCAGUAUUGUACGAUCGCCUAAUUUCACGAUUCAAUCGUACUCUACAUUCGCCGAAGGUGUUUGUAGUUAGAUUGGGAAAUCUCGUUUUGCGCUCACGAGACUUCUUGCCUGUUGGAUAGAACGUUUUCACUUAGUAAUUCAGAUGGAGAUGUACCUUUGCAAUAAGUCUGCGUUUAAUAAUUGUAUUUUGGGAGAUUACAGCUAAAUAAGCUGUUUAAACAGGUCUGUAAGGAGCUAGGUCACCAUUCUUAGAGCUGUUACUGUUUUUGGAGUUGUUGUUUUGGGGAAGGGUUGGAGAAGUUGCUGUGGUUCUUCGUAAUUUUUUGUAAUCAAACUAUGAAAUAUUAGUUUGUGAGAGAAGGGAAUGUUAACCAGACACUUAAAAAGAUAACGAAGAUUGUUCAUGAUGAACUUAAAAAAUUUACAUCUAUAAUCCGAAAAUUUUCUUGGCAAUCUCCUACAGAUCACCCAGACAUGUUACUUCCUGCCAUGUUGGAGGAGUUCCCUUUCUUGCAUGUCUCGCCCCAAACGGCCCACAGCAUGUGGGACAAGCAGGCGCGGCACCUUAGUUCCUUUCUUAAAUCUGGUGCGGACGCCAAUAGAACCAAAACUCAGAGAAUGAUUGAAGAAGCUGAGAAACGACAAAAGGCGUUAGUGGGAAUUUUAAGAAAAGAUGUGGAACAUAAUAUGAGAAUGGUAAAGUUAUAUUUGCAAACACAAAUUUCAGGAAAGUGAAAAAACUUAUGUUGUUUUCAGUGCUCUUUGAACAGAACACACUUUUGAUACGAUCGCCAUCCAUUUAGUAACUGUUUAGUAUGUUUUCACCUUAUUUCUUCCUCAAUGUUAUUUUUUAGCGUGAUAAACAAGAGCGGCAGCAACAACAGCGGACUGUAAAGGCAAAACUGAGAGAAAAACGUCAAGUCUCUGCACGUGCACGUCGAUACUACGAUGAGUACGAGCUGCGCAUGCGGGCCAGAAUGUUGAAAAGGCGCACACGUGAAGAACAGGUUGGAAGUGAAUAAACGCUGUCAGGGCCCAAUUUUUUUCCCUGUGUUUAAAGAAGGGUAUUUUUAGUGUGUAACUCUUUCGAGGCAUUAAACUGCUUUGACACGUUCUCAUCGUUUUAAGUAUUUAACGUGAAUCUUCUUCUCUUGCCUUAGAUAUUUAAAAGGUUGUUUGAGGAUGGUUUGGAGAUUCAAAAACAACGCAUACGCGAACUUAGAGAGUAUGCAAAAGAGAAGAGAGAAACUUUGGCUCAGAGGCAGCAAAAUGAAAUUGAGUCACUAGAAAAUUUGUAUCCUUUAUUUCGUACUCGUUUCUUAGUAUUUUCUCUCCUAAGGAAUUUAUGAAAGUGCCAUUACUAGCUUGUCAAAAGAGUUUUGCUUGGAGACGAUUAUACAGAGAGGAGAUUAUAACAAAAACAUUCUGGGUCUCUCUCACAAGCAUGUGAGAUCAGUCUGCUCUGAUGAUUUUCAAAGUUGUCCUUUUGUUUUAGGAUUUGGUUGAGGAAGAAUUACUUCUUUCAUUCCUCCUUAUUUGAGUACUUCUCCCUAUUGAGCAACGAAGCCUCGUGUUGGGAGCUGGGAAAAUUUGAAUGGAUUUUCGUGUGAGGAAUCUUAUCAGAACUAUUGAGCGAAUUAACCCUAGGCAGUGUCUGAGAAGCACACGCUCAAGCCCCGUCAAAGCCUUAUUUACUUCUUCUUUUUUUCAGUGUUCUGUUUAAUUAACUGCAAUUUACCUGUGUGGUUCAGUUUUCCACACAUAUUACUGUUAUCUGAUCAGCCUUGGUGCUAUUGUUUCCUUGACGCGCAUUUUUCAGCUAUCGUGACCAGUUCGCCAUGUUGGCGGAUGGAAUCGCUCGGGAGAGAUACGAGAUGGAAGUGCGUGAAAAAGCUCAGGAGAAGGUAAGCUCACUAACACGCAAGUGAGUGAGUGAAGACUUGACUAUCAGCUGCGCAACUAUGACUUCACUAUGUGCACAUUUGUUGAGAAACCAUCACAGCGUUACUUCCUGUUUUCGGUAUUAAGUUCAGCUGUACAGCCUUCUUAGUCACACUUAGCAGCAGGCUGGGAUGGCGCAGUAGUUGGAGCGCACGUUUUCCACUGCAUUAUUGUGGUUUAGAUUCUCAGACCUGGUGUCAAGUUGUUGAGGUUAUUUUUUCUGUCUCUUGUCCUUUCACCCGGGAUUUCCUCCAUCUACAAACACUAAUUUCAGUAAGGACGACGUUCCAAACUCCGGAGCCUUAAAUCCAAUCGUGAUAUAUAUAUAUAUAUAUAUAUAUAUAUAUAUAUAUAUAUAUAUAUAUAUAUAUAUAUAUAUAUAUAUAUAUAUAUAUAUAUAUAUAUAUAUAUAUAUAUAUAUAUGUAUAUGUAUAUAUAUAUAUAUAUGUAUAUAUAUGUAUAUAUAUAUAUGUAUGUAUAAAGAAACUGUAAACUUCUGUGUCGAAUGAAGAUACUAAAACCAAUGAAAAACGAAAGUCUUCUUUUAACUUUUACUUUAAAAGCAAAGUAAAAGUUAAAAGAAGACUUUCGUUUUUCAUUGGUUUUAGAAUAUAUAUAUAUAUAUAUAUAUAUAUAUAUAUAUAUAUAUAUUAUGGGAGGAAAAAGAUAAAUAAACUGUUUAUUUGUCUUUUUCCUCCCACAAUAUAGACAUCGCUCUACUCCUAUGUACUGAGCACUGUUAUACGAAAGUCAAAAUUUUACACUCUCUCUCUCUAUAUAUAUGUAAAUUAAUUCAACAUUGUACGUUGGUGGUGAGCGGUAAAUUAACUUUCCAACCGCAUAUUUAAACGUCUUUUUUUUCCAUCUUUUCGAUUCACAGGUGGUCCGACAAAUGCGACGGGAGUUACGGCGGAAAUUUGAACAUGACGUGCAAGAAUUCCAAGAAAAUCUACAUCGGGAUGAAGACUCAGCUUACUUUAGGCAGUUAGAAGCUGACAGACUAAGAGGCAAAUUUCAACUUGCAACCCGCAACGCGUUUUAUUGAAAACCAAGUCGUUCACUUUAACGUUUCUUUAAACGCUUUUACUUCUCGUGUGGAACUGUAGGCGGAGAUGCUCAUUGUUUAUUCGAUUUCCAGAGUCUAGAGUGUAAUUCUACCUUCCAGAAAAACUGGGAAAAAGUCCAUUAUGCAUGAAGAGGUAGACUGCUGUGUAAUUUGUUAUUUGAAUUAAGUUGCUUGCGUUUCUUGUGACAAAAUAAAAAUUCACCAUAC